GAUCAGCACUUGUUCUUUGCCUGUUUCGUGAUUUUUUUAUCAGCAUUUGUUGUUUGCCUGUGAUGUUUUGUAUUGCUUGGGAUAUAAGAUAUGAACUGCACUCAAUUUUUUCGGUGGGGCUUUUUGGCCUGAUUUUGCCAAUUAUGCCCCUCCAAUCAGCGGGCUUGUCUUUUGGUUAAUGGGUAUUUAGGUCUUUUUAGUCUGCAGUGGUGAUGCCAUCGUCGUAUUGAGGUGUCCUGAUUUUUGUGGUUGUGAUGACACCACGCCAUCUCUUUCUCUCUCUUCCUCUCUCAUCUGCGUGGGCAGCACUCUCUCCCUGUGUCUCUCUCUCUGUCAAUACACCAUCAGUAUAUGCCGUCUUCAGAGAAUUGAGAGCCAAGUCCUCGUCUGAGAUCAACGGCGUCUGCUCUCCCUGAAAGGUUGCCCUCUCUUUUCUGCUGGUUGUUUUCCAAUCUUCAUUUUCCACUGUGGUUUGCAUCAUGUUGGGUUCGAAUGGUGUGUUCCUUUGGGGUUUGUUACUUGCCGAUUGGUGGUUUUUAUUUUUUUGGUUUUCAUGAAGUGAUAUUCUUUAAUGUGUCACUUUUUUUUUGUCUGCUUCAUUUUUCGGUGUGGCUUGCAUGUUGUUGGGUUCGAGCGGUGUUCUACGGAGGUGCUCGUUUAGGGUUUCGUACCUGUCGAUUGGGGCUUCCUACCCUAUUUGGUGUUCAUCGAUCGAGGUUUCAGAGCAGCAUAGAUGCAGGUGGUGUAAAACUAAGAGCAAUGGCUAGAUCUCUUGUUUGUGUUAUUGUUGAUGAGGGCAUUUGCUUGUAGUAAUGAAGCUUGCCAAAGUUAAGGCAGCUGUCAAUAGAGGCUCAGUGGACGUGUUGAAGACAGUCAGUAACAUGUUAGGCUGUUAGCUAUGUUUUAGUUAUGAUUUUGAAAGGUCGGGAAGAGUAGCCAAACAAUAUUUAAGAAGCUUGGGUCGGCCUAGAAAGACUCAAUUUGAUCUUGCAUAUGUAUAAUUGAUGUUAUGGUGCCCGGAGAAAACUAGAGUUAAAUACUUACUAAUCAACUGAGGUCCUAAAGGCUCAGAUGUCUUAUUCUCAUUAGUUUCAAGGUUUUAUGAUGGUACUAUUCGGUGAAUCAAUUUUAGUCUUAUCAGGAAGUCAGCUAUCUGUGAUAUGCAGCUAUGAGUUAUUGUGCUUAAAUAAAAACAGGCUAAUUUUCUUUGGGUGUUCUGAAUCUUAUUUGCUGUAAGUAGUCUUGGCAGGAAAAAGCUCCAUAGGAAGUCAAAUCUGUAAAAAAGAAGGCCGAGUAUGAAAAGCUUACGAAUGCUUAUAACAAGAAACAGGUAAUUUAAAAUAGAGAAAAGGAUCUGAGGCGCAGUUUCCGGUUUGUGCCAAUCAAUACUGUUGAACAAUCCGCAAAGGCUGUUGAGAUGUUCAACUGAUAGUUCGAUGAUUUCAAGCCUAUGAUUGGUAAUGCAGCUAAUGCUCUUCUGCAUGAUUUUGAGGCGUGCAAUGGCAUUGAGGAAGUCGCUAUGCUCUUAAAAGACAAACAAAUACCAGAGAAUUGGAGGAUCAUGCAUACAAGGGAUAGUAUGGCCAUGGCAUCUCUCUCUUGAAGAUUCAUCAAAUGAUUGGCAAUGAAAGCUAGCUUACCUGGCAAGUGGGGAGGGAAGUAGCUAGGGAGAGAUGGAUUGGUGGCUCUGUUUGGCAGUUGUGGUGGUAGCAGUGGUUGGAGGAGAAAGGAGUGUUGGCGGGGAGAAUGUCACCUAUGAUGGAAGAUCUCUCAUCAUUGAUGGGAAACACAAACUUCUCUUUUCUGGUUCUAUUCACUAUCCUCGCAGCACUCCCAAGAUGUGGCCAUCUCUGAUUGCUAAAGCCAAGGAAGGAGGGCUAGAAGUUAUACAGACCUAUGUGUUUUGGAAUCUCCAUGAGCCCCAACCCGGUCAGUAUGAUUUUAGUGGCAGAUACGAUCUGGUGAAGUUCAUCAAGGAAAUCCAAGCACAAGGGUUGUAUGCUUGCCUCAGAAUUGGACCCUUCAUUGAGAGUGAAUGGACUUAUGGGGGCUUACCAUUUUGGCUGCAUGAUGUAUUGGGCAUCGUCUACCGAUCAGAUAAUGAGCUGUUCAAGUAUUACAUGCAAAACUUCACCACCAAUAUAGUGAACAUGAUGAAGUCAGAAGGUUUAUAUGCUUCACAAGGCGGUCCAAUAAUACUAUCACAGAUUGAAAAUGAAUAUCAAAACAUUGAAGCAGCUUUUAAUGAAAAAGGACCUCCAUAUGUGCGAUGGGCAGCAGCAAUGGCAGUGGGACUCCAAACAGGAGUACCAUGGAUCAUGUGCAAGCAAAGAGAUGCUCCUGAUCCUGUGAUCAAUACAUGCAAUGGGAUGAGAUGUGGAGAAACUUUUGAAGGGCCCAACUCUCCUAAUAAGCCAUCAAUGUGGACUGAGAACUGGACAUCAUUCUAUCAAGUAUUUGGUGGAGAACCAUACAUUCGGUCUGCUCAAGAAAUUGCAUUCCAUGUUGCACUCUUCAUUGCAAAAAAUGGAAGCUAUGUGAACUAUUACAUGUAUCAUGGUGGAACUAACUUCGGAAGAACCGGUGCUGCCUAUGUCACAACAAGUUAUUAUGAUCAAGCUCCUCUUGAUGAAUAUGGCCUAAUUAGACAACCUAAAUGGGGACACUUAAAGCAGUUGCACAAGGCAAUGAAACUAUGCUCUAUCACUUUGCUUCAAGGAGUGCAAACUAAUUUCUCUAUCGGUCAACUUCAAGAGGCAUACAUGUUUCGAGAAGACUCAGGAGGGUGUGUAGCCUUUCUGGUAAACAACAAUGGAAAAGAUACUGCAACUGUCCAAUUUCAUAAUGCAUCAUUUGAAUUGCUUCCAAAGUCAAUAAGCAUCCUACCAGAUUGUCAAAAUGUUACUUUUAACACCGCAGCAGUGGAAACUGGGUAUAAUGAGAGGAGGACAACAUUCGGCCAUAUGUUUGAUUCUGUGGAUGGAUGGCAAGAAUUCAAAGAUGUCAUACCAAACUUUUCAGAUACCUCAAUAAAAUCAAACUCAUUGCUUGAGCACAUGAAUAUGACCAAAGCUGAAUCUGAUUAUCUUUGGUACACCUCCAGGUUUCAACAUAAUCCAAAUUGCACCAACCCAAUGCUACAUGUCGAGUCUCUCGGGCAUCUUGUGCAUGCUUUUGCUGGUGAGACGUACUUUGGAGCUGCACAUGGAAGCCAUGACGUCAAAGGAUUCAUUUUUGAGAGCCCAAUACUAUUAAAUGAUGAUGUCACCAAUAUAUCAUUACUCAGUGUAAUGGUUGGAUUGCCGGUAAUUAUCUUGGACUCUGGAGCUUAUCUUGAGAGUAGAAUUGCAGGAUUAACAAAUGUGACAAUUCAGUGCUCUGAGCAUACGUACAGCCUUAAAGAUCAUGAAUGGGGAUAUCAAGUUGGUCUUUCGGGAGAGAAGUUGCAUGCAUACGAUGUACAAAAUGCGAGUGAUGUCAACUGGAGUAAAACCCGAAUCUCCACUAAUCAGCCACUCACUUGGUACAAGGCCAUAUUUGAGGAACCCAGAGGAGAUGACCCAGUAGCUUUGAACCUCAGCACCAUGGGCAAAGGUGAAGCUUGGGUUAACGGGCAAAGCAUUGGUCGAUAUUGGAUCUCAUUUCAUACCUCUAAGGGAACUCCUUCUCAAGCAUUGUACCAUGUGCCUCGAUCCUUUCUGAUACCUUCUGCAAACCUCUUGGUUUUGUUUGAAGAAGUUGGAGGGGACCCUCUUCACAUUUCCUUGGACGCCAUUUCAAUCAGUAGCAUACAAAAUCACUAUGGGCACCUCUCUCAAUGAAAGGUGAAGGAGCUAUUGACGUGUUUGUAGAUUCAUGCUUAUGCACAACAUGCUACAUUGGGAAACCUUUUCUUGAAUCUUGAUUGUCUUUAUCAACGUAGGUAACCUUUUCUUAACCAUGUUUGACUUGUCUUUACAAGCUCAUUAGUGAUGGUGAUGCGGUCGAGAUUUCAAUAUGUAUAUACAAUCUGUUAUUUUUUUACUUUGCUUCUCAAUAGUUGCUUGGUCAACAAGACAAUAUGAAGUUUAUAAUUUC
This is a messenger RNA of Rhododendron vialii, 4077 nucleotides long. RefSeq names its product beta-galactosidase 6-like. Gene Ontology annotation, biological process: carbohydrate metabolic process. Lineage: Eukaryota; Viridiplantae; Streptophyta; Magnoliopsida; Ericales; Ericaceae. The record is from RefSeq and is a predicted model, not a curated record. Gene Ontology annotation, molecular function: beta-galactosidase activity. The transcript has 25 exons. Gene Ontology annotation, cellular component: vacuole; cell wall. The coding region runs from base 1674 to 3821 and encodes 715 amino acids.